Amphiprion ocellaris (clown anemonefish) is the source of this 2065-nucleotide messenger RNA. RefSeq names its product calsequestrin 1b (gene casq1b). Gene Ontology annotation, cellular component: sarcoplasmic reticulum lumen. The record is from RefSeq and is a predicted model, not a curated record. The transcript is spliced from 12 exons. Gene Ontology annotation, biological process: regulation of skeletal muscle contraction by regulation of release of sequestered calcium ion. Gene Ontology annotation, molecular function: calcium ion binding. Bases 173 to 1558 code for a protein of 461 amino acids. NCBI's taxonomy places the organism in Eukaryota, Metazoa, Chordata, Actinopteri, Pomacentridae.
ACCUGCUCUUCUCUAGCCGGUGGGGACAGGAAGCGGACUUUGUUCCUAACUCUCCCUGCUUGACACCUGCUUUUGUUAGGGACAACGUUAAACCUUUUUGAGUGUAUUUUUCCCCAUCAUCAGGCUUUGAGAAGAGGCGUUUUUUUUUUGUAACCAGCAGGUGACAAUAGCCAUGAAGUGGGGCUGGGUGUUUCUGGGGGUUUUCCUGUCUUUGGGGACCCUGUCCUGGGGGGAGAAGGGCUUGGAGAUCCCCGAGUACGAUGGCAAAGACCGUGUCCAUGCUCUCAACGCCAAAAACUACAAGUCCAUCAUGAAGAAGUAUGACGUCAUGGUGAUCUACUACCAUAAAAAUGUGGACGGAAACCGCAAUGCCAUGAAGCAGUUUCAGAUAGAGGAGCUGGCUUUGGAGUUGAUCGCAAGUCAAGCAGCAAUUAUCUUUCAGCUCGCAGCUCAAGUUCUGGACGAUCUGGACGAUGAGGACAUUGGAUUCGGUCUGGUGGAUGAAAAGAAGGGCACUGCUGUUGCCAAGAAGCUGGGUCUGGACGAAGUGGAAAGCAUCUACAUCUUUGCUGAUAAUGAGAUCAUUGAGUACGAUGGAGAGCUGGCCUCCGACACUCUGGUCGAGUUCCUCUACGAUGUGAUCGAGGAUCCUGUGGAGAUCAUUGACAAUGAGCGCGAGCUGAAGGGUUUCUUCAACAUCGACGAGGUUAUCAAGCUGGUCGGCUACUUCAAGAGCGAGAAGUCUCCUCAUUUCAUUGAGUACGACGACGCUGCUGAGGAGUUCCACCCCUUCGUCAAGUUCUACGCCACAUUUGACCCCAAGAUUGCCAAGAAGCUGAAGCUGAAGAUGAACGAAGUUGACUUCUACGAGCCAUUCAUGGAGGAACCCGUCACCAUCCCAGGAAAGCCCUACAUUGAGUCUGAGCUGGUUGACUACAUCGAACAGCACGACAGGCCCACUCUGAGGAAGCUUGAGCCUCACAGCAUGUAUGAGAUCUGGGAAGAUGACAUCGAUGGAGAGCACAUUGUUGCCUUUGCUGAGGAGGAUGACCCUGAUGGUUAUGAAUUCCUGGAAAUCCUGAAGGAGGUGGCACGUGAGAACACAGAUAACCCCAACCUCAGCAUCAUCUGGAUCGACCCUGAUAACUUCCCCCUGCUGGUUCCAUACUGGGAGAAAACCUUCCGUAUCGACCUCUCAUCUCCUCAGAUUGGUGUAGUUGAUGUUGAGGAUGCUGACAGCGUGUGGAUGGAAAUGGACGACCAAGAUGACAUGCCUACAGCUGACGAGCUGGAACAGUGGAUUGAGGACGUUCUGUCUGGAAAGAUCGAUCCAGAUGAUGAUGAUGAUGAUGAUAAUGAUGAUGAUGAUGAUGACGAUGACGAUGAUGAGGACGAUGAUGAUGACGACGAUGAUGACGACGAUGAUGACGACGACGAUGACGAUGACGACGAUGAUGAUGACGAUGAUGACGACGAUGAUGAUGACGACGACGAUGACGACGAUGAUGAUGAUGAUGAUGAUGAUGACGAUGACGACGACGACGACGAUGAUGAAUAAAUGUUUACUACCAUCUUUCACUCCACAGUGUAUUAGCCAGUAAUAGUAAAACCCAAAAGUAGCUCCAGCUUUUUUCUAACAUCUUGCAGCAAACACACUUUGUGUCUGUUUGCUUUUUGUACGGUUCCCUAUUAGGGACAAAUAUAAUGACAUGGGAAACUUUUACUGCCAGUUAGGGAAGGAGAUUUCAGAUACGCAGAGGAUGUCCAUCUCUGUGGAUGAACGGGGUUACGGCUUAAAAUGUUAGUGUUAUACGUCCUUUGUGGCUGUACUGAAAUGUGCUCAUCUCUCACCUCUGGCCUUCACAGUGAAUGUGAGCAAAGAGGUUAACAGACACUAACUUCCCUGACAUUUUCUAGCCAAUAUCCCAUACCUGGGCACCCCCCUUUCUCAUUUUCUCUGGUUUACUGUAGUUCUGUUUCAAUGACAUGUUUUCUACUUGAUGAUGAGAAGAAACACUUUCUUGUACUUUUUUUUGUAAAAGUGAAUAAACCUAAACUCACUGGA